GUUGAAGAUAAAAGAUCUCCAUUACCUUGCCGGCUUGCCGUUGUCUCUUCGCAACUCCGAUUUCUCCUUUCAAAUUCAGCCCCGUCCAAUAUGUAAACGAAAUCAAGCUUCAAACAAAGUUUCUUCUUCUGAAAUUUACAAAAAUUCUUUCGGUUGCCUAAAGAAGAAAGCAAGCAAAUCGAAAUAUCUUCUAAAUUUUUUUCUUCAAUAUGCCCUUUUUUGGAUUCCCAGAUUGGGUUUUUUUCUUUGGUGUUAGGGCUUCUCUGCCUUUUUUUUUUAAUUUUGAUGAAUUUUCAUUGAUGAUGAAAUAAUCAAUGUUCUAGGUUACAAGAAGAGAUAGCGAAGGAGGCGAUAAAGCAUGCGUUGGAGGCGUUGCGGAAGAGGCAUUUGGUCGAAGAAGGUGCUCAUGCGCCGGCAAUUAUUGCUCUUUCGAGACCUAUCAUAUCUCAGGGCUCUGAAUGGAAGGAGAAAGCAGAAAAUCUGGAACUGGAACUUCAGCAGUGUUAUAAAGCACAGUCUAGAUUAUCUGACCAACUAGUGGUGGAAGUAGCUGAGUCCAGAGCCUUAAAGUCUUCACUGCAGGAGAAAGAAGCAGUGAUUAUUGAUCUGGAAAAUGAACUAAGGAUGAAUACUCUCAGUUAAUGACAGAUUUACAAGAAAAGACUAACGCUCUAGAAUUGAUCAUUUCUGAGAACACAGAGCUUAAAGCUCAACUAGAGGAGACGACCAUUAAAGCUAAAAAUGCAGAGGCUGAAAAUAAGAUGUUAAUUGAUCGCUGGAUGCUGGAAAAGAUGAAGGAUGCUGAAAAACUUAAUGAGGCAAAUGCACUUUACGAAGAAAUGAUCGAGCGGCUCAAGGCCAGUGGUGUAGAACAGUUUGCACGACUGCAAGUAGAUGGUAUUGUUCGAAGAAGUGAAGAAGGUGCUGAGUUCUUUGCAGAAUCAACCAUUUCCACUGUCUGUAAGCAUAGGAUCCAUGCCCAUGAAGGUGGUUGUGCUUCUAUAUUGUUUGAGUACAAUUCUGGCAAGUUGAUCAGUGGAGGACAGGACCGAUCAAUUAAAUUGUGGGACACAAAUACUGGAUUAUUAAGUCGUACUCUUUAUGGUUGCCUUGGUUCUGUUCUUGAUCUUGCUAUCACACAUGAUAAUAGAUCUGUCAUAGCAGCAAGCAGCUCAAACAACUUGUUUGUAUGGGAUGUUAGCUCGGGACGAGUUCGUCAUACUCUCACUGGUCACACAGAUAAGGUUUGUGCUGUAGAUGUGAGCAAAAUUUCAAGCCGUCAUGUUGUAAGUGCAGCUUAUGAUCGUACUAUAAAAGUGUGGGAUUUGCAGAAGGGUUACUGCAUUAACACAAUAAUUUUUCAUAGCAAUUGCAAUGCUCUUUGCUUCAGCAUGGAUGGACUGACCAUAUGUUCUGGUCAUAUUGAUGGGAACCUUCGUUUAUGGGAUAUUCAGACUGGAAAGCUAAUUAGCGAAGUUGCUGCACAUUCACAAGCUGUUACAUCUAUCUCUUUAUCUCGAAAUGGUAAUGUUGUGUUGACUAGUGGGAGAGACAAUUUGCACAAUUUAUUUGAUAUGCGAUCUUUGGAAGUUUGUGGCACAUUAAGAGCUACAGGAAAUAGAGUGGCAUCAAAUUGGAGCAGAUCCUGUAUCAGUGCAGAUGACAACUAUGUUGCUGCUGGCUCUGCUGAUGGUUCUGUGUAUAUUUGGUCAAUAUCUAAAGUUGAUAUAGUAAGCACUCUGAAGGAGCAUGCUGCUCCUGUCCUGUGCUGUACAUGGAGUGGACUCGGAAAGCCAUUGGCCUCUGCUGACAAGAACGGGAUUGUUUGUACUUGGACUUGAUCAGCCAUUUGUAAAAUGUGUAAAUAUCGUAGAUUGGCAGCCAAGUUGGUUUAUUCUGAGCCAUUAUUUAGCUAACCGGGCCUGGAGCAUGAAACAAAGUUACUACUCACUCUAGUAAAGUUUCAUACGUGACAGACAUUGCCAAUUAAUUUCUAGAGGAUAGGCACAACCUGGGUGCAAGUUGACUAUCAUUCUCAGAAGGGAAGUAUUGAGAAGUCAUUACAAUCUAUAUUUCAAGGCUUUCUAUAUGAUUUUCUACGUGAUAAAAGAAAGAUUUUGUGGUUCUUGAUUAGUAGAAUGUCCAUUGGAUUUCUUUAUGAUACUCGCUUUUAUUAUUAUUUGUCUAUGUUAUUUAAUUCUUGAUAUUUUAUAUUGGUAACUGGUUGUAGGAUAUAAAGCAUUGGGCAAAGUACUGUGAAUCUUAUUUAAAGGUUCCUCAUUGUCACAGCUGUGCAAGUGUUGUUGAUUACUGGACCAAGUAUGUCCUGAGGUUUCCGCAUUAUCCCUUUUAAUUGUUUAUUGUUGAGCACUGACUUCCCUAAAAGGUUUCUAGCAGCCCCCCAAUGUUAUUCUGAUUAUCUCACUUUCCCUUGUUGAAAGCUAUGGGUAUUUGGAUAUCCGGGCAGAAGAGAAUUGCUACAAAAGUUAUCCUUUCCAGGAGAUCCUCAUUCUUCUUUCUAGUGAUUUCUUCAUUCUUCCUGCAUGUUGCUUUGAAUGUUACUUUUCUUCACCUUUUUAGUGCAUUUCUAGGGCUUACCAUCUAAACUUUACUUGCUAUAUUUGAGUCUCUGUAAUACCCUUUGUUAACAAUCCUCC
Messenger RNA from Rubroshorea leprosula, 2657 nucleotides. NCBI's taxonomy places the organism in Eukaryota, Viridiplantae, Streptophyta, Magnoliopsida, Malvales, Dipterocarpaceae. The record is from the annotation of a GenBank genome assembly.